Molecule: messenger RNA, 582 nt
Organism: Talaromyces amestolkiae
Lineage: Eukaryota; Fungi; Ascomycota; Eurotiomycetes; Eurotiales; Trichocomaceae
Exons: 3
Coding region: 1-582 (193 amino acids)
Source: RefSeq, a predicted model, not a curated record
AUGCUGAACAGCUAUCGAUAUCUAAUGAAGUGGCCAACGGUCCAUAAAUAUCAAAAUGUCGAUAGUGGGAAGGUGUACCACCGUCAACACUCAUCUAGGAAGAUGAUGACCGCGGUUCACCACUUCUUCUCGUUUGGGUUGGGAACAGCCCUUGCUCUAGCAAUUAUAUAUUUCAGCCUUCGACGACAUCUCCCAUCGUCUGGUUAUGAUACCCAUCAGAUUAACCGGCCGCUUCGUGGUUGUGGUACUACACCCGGGGAGGCGCGCGCGGCUGGGUGCAUCUUUGACAUGCUCACCGUUGCAUGGACACCCUCUGAGUGCGUUGAUCCAGAUCUUACCAGGGAGUUUUUGGAACUGGAAGACUGGAAGUACUAUAAAGAUAAAGAAGGGACGGAACAGGUUGCUCUCGCAGAACUGACCGCGGGCGACUGGGAUGGAAUUCACUACGCUACGAUGGGUGGCCCGCCCGUCGAUACGUUACUUGGAAGCAAAGUGCAUACAACUCAUUGUCAAGAAAUGAUCAUGAAGAACGACAGUGAUCGCAUUACAGGACGUCAAGAGGUUUUCUAUCGCGAGUGUUGA